Suillus bovinus is the source of this 1456-nucleotide messenger RNA. RefSeq lists its product as uncharacterized. The record is from RefSeq and is a predicted model, not a curated record. Bases 329 to 1441 code for a protein of 370 amino acids. The transcript has 3 exons. Lineage: Eukaryota; Fungi; Basidiomycota; Agaricomycetes; Boletales; Suillaceae.
AAAAAUGCGUUUGUGAAUCUGGUGAUGCAUCACUUGUUUCUACUCAGGUAUUGCAGUCUGGCACUAAUGAUGCAUCACAGGUUCGCUAUGCCUUGUUUGAUGUAGUGCUAUGACAGUAACCUGUGGUCGAGGAAAACUGUUCUACAAAGUGCGUGAGAAGACUCACGUUAACCAAGCGUCGACCUGUUUCGAUUCAAACCCUGUUCGUUGCAGGGUCGAGUUGUUUGACAGGAUACCUGUGAGCUCCGCACUCGUGUUUAUUGAAAAUCGCACAAAAGGCUUGAUAAGUUUCAUCCCUCCGAGUCAGACCUGCAGUUUCACCUGAAUCAUGACAGCCUUCGAAGUCAGUUUCGCUCAUUCAUACGAGUACUCUCCGGACUGCCCAGCUGCCCACAUUCAUAUGCUGCCAGUGGAACUUCUACAGCACAUAUUCUUACUCAUCGUCAAUGACGUUCCAGACUGUCCUGGUGUCUUCUCCUAUGGAGAUACAACCAUAUCUGCCAAUGUUGGCAGCCCUCCCCUAGUCUUUACCCGCGUGUGCCAUUUUUGGCGAGUUAUCGCACAUUCAACGACAGCAAUUUGGUCGUGUAUGCAGGUCUCGCUUCCGGGACGAGUCGAACCCUUGAAACCAUUUCUUCCAUCUUUCCUCCAGUCGUGGCUUGCACGCUCUGGAAAUCAGCCUCUCACCCUCCGCAUUGUGUCUGGACAGCUCCCCGUACGCACCACACGGCGCUGUACGCGACAGUCGUACCACAAACCCUCACAGGCAGAUUCCCAACUGCUCGAAAUCCUUCUUUCUGAGAGCAAGCGUUGGGGAACCGUGGUUCUGGCAUCUGCAGAUGACUUGAAUCAUAACUUUAACACACCCCAGUUGAGAUCCUUGCAGUGUUGCUGGUCAGAACUCAGCAGUUUCAAUGCCCCAAACCUCACUCAUCUACACAUCAUCUAUCGCUGGUCUCUUACCAUGCGAUUCAGACAUAUUCCCACCUGUGACAAUAUACGUCAUCUCUGGGUCCAGAAUGCUUCCGCCCGCGUCAUACGUUCUACUUUCCUUAUGUUCCCUCUUAUGGAGUCCAUCAAGGUGGAUCUAAUCAUAUCGGAUAUUGGCCAUCCACAUAAUUCAACCACCCACUCUUGCCUUAACUCUAUCACUUUCCCCAUCCCCUCGGAUCCUUUUCAACAACGCGAAGUUCUUAAAAUAUUUGACGAACUUUGUCUUCCCAUGUUGCGCAAAUUGACGUUUGUGGCAGAUCCGGAAGAAUCAGAAGUUUCUUGUAUUGUGGCAGCCCUGGAAAUUGCAUCUUGCAACGUACGUGUGAUAGACUUUCAGACGACCACACCGUUAAGCGAAAUUGAUAUGGAUGUCAUCGAACCGUUGUUUUCUGUUGCGAGGGAGGUUACUAUUCAUGGCAAGGCGCUUUGCCGUCUUGUCAGGCAGUAGUACUGCAUCCCCCGU